Messenger RNA from Diutina rugosa, 1929 nucleotides. RefSeq names its product DNA-directed DNA polymerase eta (gene RAD32). NCBI's taxonomy places the organism in Eukaryota, Fungi, Ascomycota, Pichiomycetes, Serinales, Debaryomycetaceae. Gene Ontology annotation, cellular component: site of double-strand break; nucleus; replication fork. Gene Ontology annotation, molecular function: DNA-directed DNA polymerase activity; damaged DNA binding. Bases 1 to 1929 code for a protein of 642 amino acids. Gene Ontology annotation, biological process: response to radiation; error-prone translesion synthesis. The transcript has a single exon. The record is from RefSeq and is a predicted model, not a curated record.
AUGUCGGUGGAGGCACCCGGACCGCCACCGAGCACCCCGCCAGUGGACGCGCGCCAACCCUCGCAGUUCACCUAUAACCACCUAUACCAGCUCCGCACCCCGCUGGCUUACCUACUGCCCCUCGCCGUCGUCGGCUUUAUCGACCAGAACGCGUUCUUCGCCCAGGUCGAACAGCACCGUCUCGGCAAGGCGCGCCGCGACCCCGUGGUGUGCGCCCAGUGGGAUAGUCUUAUUGCCGUGCUGUAUGCGGCUCGCGAGUACGGGAUCUCGCGGAUGGACCUGGUGGCGCUGGGCAAGGAGAAGUGCCCCGAGCUUGUGGUGGGGCACGCCGCCGUGUACACCAAAGGGUCGCUGCACUGGCGCUACCCGCCCGAGGGCGAGGCGCCGGAUCGAUUCGCCUGUAAAGUGCUGCUUGACCCUUAUCGCCGAGAGCUGAGGAAGAUAUUGGCCUGCUUAGCCGGUGAGUGUCCCGUCGUCCAGAAGGCGUCGGUGGAUGAACUGUACAUGGAUAUGGGUCCAUUGAUCAUUAAGGAGCUUGAGAAACUUGAUUGGAUCGAUUGGAAUAAGCCUGGCGACGAAACACUCCCUUCUAUUGAAACUAUACCUCAAACCGAACUACCUCAUUUUGUCGGCGAAGUCGUCGAACAACCCACGCUAGAAGAUUGGGAUGACAUCGUCAUGGCUAUCGGGUCGCGAUUGGUGUAUAAAUUGCGUCAGAAGAUCGAGAAUGACCUACAAUACUUGACCAGUGGCGGCGUCGCCCGGACGAAGCUGGUAGCCAAAUUGGCUGGUGGGUUCCAUAAGCCCGAUAACCAGACGGUGGUGCCCAAUAAGGCGCUCCCGACGUUCUUGGCCAAGUUCAAGUAUACCGAUAUUGGCGGCCAGGGAGGCCAGGAGGGCCAGCACACGUUACAACUACUAGGGGUGCCGCCGGACGAGACCGACCAGAUGGGGUAUAUACGGUCGCACUACGACUUGCGCCGGUUGCAAGCGGUGAUGGGCGCGAGCGCCGGCGCCGUCGUCCACGCGCGGGUGCGCGGCGCCCACCACGAGCCAAUCAAGCACCAGACGGCGGUGAAACAGAUGAUCAGCCGCAAAAACCUCAACGGCAAGGCGCUGAUCCGCACCAUGGGCGACGCCGCCGACUGGCUCGAGGUGUUUGUCGGCGAUCUCGUCAACCGCAUUCACGAGCUCGACGACGAGCAUUUAGGUAGUGGCGCCUGCUGGCGCCCUAAGACAAUGCUGAUCCACUUGAAUCUCCCGCUGCCGCUGCCGAUGAUCCAGCGCCAGACGAAACUUCCGGUUACCCUAGACCUCGAGCGCCUUCGCGCCCAACUAAGCGCCGUCGGCACCCGCCUAUUACAGACGAUCUUCGCCGACGCCUUCGACCUUCUGCGGCUCAACGGCGGGCGCCUGGUGCGCCAGCUCUGGACCCAGCCCGGUGGGUGGCGCUCGGUGCGCACGGGCCAGGUGAUCGGCAUGGGCUGCGGCACCUCCAAUUUCGUCGAGACCAGCGCUACUCUGGUCAUAGACAACUUUGUGCUGGCGCCGAAGGCGGUGAAGCGGGCGGCGUCGCCACAAUUUUCCGAGUCGGAGGCCUCGGCGCCGGCGCUGCUGCUGCUGCUGGGCCCCUCACCGGGUGCACUUAAGGCGCCGCCGGCGGCGCCCCAGCGAGCGCGCGCAGCGCAUCGAGGCGACUCGGAUCGGCCGGCACCGUCGCCUCGGGCGCCUCGGGCGCCCCGCUACAAACGCCGGAAACCUCACGACAUUCGCCACCACUUUAGUGGCGCUUCCAGCGGUCAGUGGCGCCAGGUGCUCCAGGAGACCGGCUACUGUGAGCGCUGCCAGCGUCCCGCCGACGCCGCCGAUCACUUGGACUGGCACGUUGCCGUCGAUCUUCAGGAGCGCCUCAACGGCGGUGGCGCCUAA